Molecule: messenger RNA, 1826 nt
Organism: Mercenaria mercenaria
Lineage: Eukaryota; Metazoa; Mollusca; Bivalvia; Venerida; Veneridae
Exons: 2
Coding region: 480-1826 (448 amino acids)
Source: RefSeq, a predicted model, not a curated record
ACACAAGAAGCGAGUUUUCUUCUAUGUGGAUGAGGUCCAGAGAAGCCAAUUACCAAAAGAUUUGAAGACAUUGAAAGGGACUCGCCAGGUCCACCAUGUCAGAAGAGUUGCGCCGGGAGUAGUACAAAGUAGGUUUUUAAGUUGCUUUUGCAAAGUUUGUUUAGGGGCGGAAGAGGGAAAGUGUUACAAUGAGUCACAUGUUGGUGAAUGGGAAUAUCACAGCCUUGUCAAACAGAGUAUGGAGCCUGGUACCUCUUUGAAACAAAAGAAGACUGGCAAGGGGAAAUGCAAAACCAAUAAAUCAGGGUCAGAAGACUUCAACAAAUUUGGUCCACUCCCAGAUUAUGAAACAAGAAACUUUGUCAACACCUCCAAGUCUGUUGAUAUGACUGUGGCAGUUGGUUAGCCUUGCCAAUAUAUUGUCUCGUCCCGUUGUAUCUGUUUAUCCAACUUAUGGAAGUCACACAGUAAGGAAUGACAUGCAUCGCGUGUUUCAUCCAUUCGAAGAACAGGAUUGUGACAAAGAGCCAAGAGUUCAUAUCAUAUGGACAAACAUACAUGGAAAAAUUGUUCCUGAAAAAGACUUUUCAGUUAAUCAUUUUGUUGCACUGAUGCCACUUGACAUUAAGUCAGAUGCAGAUAUUGACAUUUCUUUUGAUUCUGAUUUAAUGGAUGCAGAAGAUACCUCCAUUAGUGACAGUGUGUGGAAUUUAACGCAGUGUCUUGACUUACUGUCAUCACCGUUGAAAACUGAGACUCCAGUCUUUGGUCCUAGAGAGUCACCAGUGCUCAACUCCAGCAUGUCACCAGUUCUUGAACAAAGCAAAUUGCCACAUCUCGAAUUCAAUAAGUCAUCAGUUCUCGAACCCAGAGAGUCAACACUUAUUGAACCAAGCAAGUCAAUGUCACCAGUUUUUGACCCCAGCGUGCCGCCAGUUAUCGAACCUAUCAAGGCAUCGAUUCUCAAACCUAGUGACUCCCCAGUUCAUAAACCUAGACAUUCGCCUGUGUUCGAACGUAGCAAGUCACCAAUUCUUGAACCCAUGGAACCACCAGGUUUUGGACAAAGUAAUUCCCAAGGUGUUGAACAGCGUGCGUCACCAGUUGACAGAUCCAGUAAAUCGCCAGUUUUUGAACAUGACGAGUCACCAGUUCACAAAUCCAUGGUAUCACCAGUUCUUCACACCAGUGAGUCACCAAGUAUUGAACAAACUGAGUCACCAGUUAUCAGACCUAGCAGGUCACCAGUUCUUGAGCACAGUCACCAGUACCCAAACACAGCAAAGAACGAGUUGUCAGAUCCAUUGGUACACAAGCUCCCGAACCCAGGGAAUCAUCUUGAAUACAAUCAGUCACCAGUGCUCGAACCAAGCAAGUCACCAAUUCUUGAACCAAGCAAGUCGAAGUCACCAGAUUUUGACCCUAGUGUGUUGCCAGUCACUGAACCUAUAAAGUCACCGAUUCUCAAAUCAAGUAACGCACCAGUUCAUGAACAUAGACAGUCGCCUGCUCUUGAACGUAACAAGUCACCACUUUUUGAACCCAGGAAACAACGAGGUUUUGAACCCAUUGAGUGUCCAGUUCCCAAACCAAGCAAGUCAACAGAGCUUGAGCAAAGCCCAGAUCCAGGAUUGUGCAGACUCCAUCUGGUAUGCAGCCACUGCCAGAAGUUGGGGUUUGGGUGCAGUACCUUAAGAAAGUUCGUGCCUCCCUGUGGUCCAUCCAGGAAAAAGCAUUCUUUUUGGAAUUCCAUCACAUUUGUAGGCGUAUUGAGCCACCAUCAGUUAAAGUCAUGGGACACGUGUAUAUUACGAUAUAAAAUUUAA